Messenger RNA from Aricia agestis (brown argus), 759 nucleotides. RefSeq names its product androgen-dependent TFPI-regulating protein-like. Gene Ontology annotation, cellular component: endomembrane system; membrane. Lineage: Eukaryota; Metazoa; Arthropoda; Insecta; Lepidoptera; Lycaenidae. The record is from RefSeq and is a predicted model, not a curated record. The coding region runs from base 1 to 759 and encodes 252 amino acids. The transcript is spliced from 4 exons.
AUGGCUCAGUGCGCCCAAAACAACGCGUGUAGUGAAAAAAAUGUGAGAUUACUAAAGAUAAGGAUUACGACUUAUGUUUCGGCGCUCGUGUUCCUGUCGAUAACUGCACUGAGGCUGCUGAAUUUGGACUUUGAGAGCCACAGCGACGUGGAGAUUCAGCAGUACGCGAAAAACAAGUGGAAAUUAGUGACGACAUGGUUUAAUCUCGUCAUUAUUGGCUACCUGCCUGUAUGCGCCUACUGCGACUGGAGAGAUCUACGCGGCCAAGAGUCGAUGUACCAUGUCGUCAAGCUGAAUAAAAUAAGGACGUUCCUGUUUACAAAUAUCAUCUUCCCUACGACUGCGUUUUCAGACACGCUGUUCUGGGGCCUAUGGAACAAGAACAAGGCUCUGCUUAUGCCACUGAGCGCAGAAACAGUGGUGUCGAUCUGGUCUCAGCACGCGAUGCACACCUUCUCCUUCGUAUUUGUGGUGGUAGACCUACUGCUGGUGCUCAGGACACGACCGAAGAACCCAACGAAGGGGAUCCUGGCGAUGAUGGGUUUUGUAAAUCUUUAUGCUGCAAUAUGUGUCCAAGGAGUUUGGAACGGCGUAUACUUUUAUCCAUGCUUUAAGAAUCUAUCGUCUCUCAAAUUUUGUGUAUUAAUUUUGUUUUCGUAUUUAGGUCAUUUAUUUUAUUACCUAGUACAAUGGUUAGUAGUUGACGUAGUAAAAUUGUUUAAAUUGUCUACCAGUAUUCAUGUUAAAAAAAACUUAUAA